AUGAAGUUCACGUCCUUCGCCGCGUGGGCGGCAGUGCUCCUGGCUGCAGUAGUCCAGGCCGAUGGCUCCUCUUCUUCAGCUUCUUCGUCUCCCUCUGCAUCUAAAACAACAACCACAACUACGUCCAAGAACUCUACAGGCACUACCUACCCGACCAAGUCGGGUAUUGAGAUCUGGGUGGACCCGGACACGCCCAAAGACCGUCAGACGUACACAAGUUCUCGUGGCCGCAAGUGGGACCUCGUCAUGAGCGACGAGUUCAACAUGAAGAACCGCAGCUUCCGGCCUGGCGACGACCACAUGUGGACUUCUCUGGACAAACCCGACGGUGUGAACGGCGCCCUCGAGCUCUACUCGCACAACAUGACGGGCACCAAGUGCGACGGCGACGACUGCUACUUCUUCAUCGAGGUCAAGGACGAGGUGGACCAGAUCCACGUCUACAACAUGUACACGAACCCGCCCGGAUACCAGGACGUCGACUUCUUCUACCGCGCCGCCAUGGUGCAGUCCUGGAACAAAUUCUGCUACCAAGGCGGCAUGCUCGAGGUGAGCGCGCAGCUCCCCGGCGCCGUAACCAAAGAAUCAGGCAACCCGGACCUCGCGCUCGGUGCUUCAGGUAAAGUCCAGUCGACCAGGUACUACCCGACGUGGCCCGGUAUCUGGAUGAUGGGAAACUUAGGAAGGGCUAUCUUUUCCGCGUCGACGAACCGCAUGUGGCCAUUCUCCUACAACCGCUGCGAGCCCGACGUGUUCAACCCGGAGAAUCAGCGUAUCAGCGCCUGCAACGACAACCCGGGCUACGGUAUGCACCCGAACCAAGGCCGUGGAGCUCCUGAGAUCGAUAUCCUCGAAGGAGGAGGUCUGGCCAUCUCGUCGUCGCUGCAGAUUGCUCCCGGUAUGCCGGACGACUACCGACUAUUCCCCGCUGACCCUGACGGAGCCGAUGUGGCCAACCCGUACUGCGUGUUCACGUACGACUGUAAGACGCCCGGCGCCAACAUGAUCGACGUCCCGACCGCUUACUACCAGAAGGAACGCGGCCACAGAUCCUGGUAUCAGGGACUUCGCUACGCGUCCAACAACUUCUGCGCGCAGAACGCGACGGAAAAGCAAGACUACACCACGGUGGCCGCUUCCGUGAAGUCUGGCAUCAAGGAGAACACGUGCACGCCCAAGACGUGCCCCGCGUCCAAAGACGCCAACAGCGACUUGAGCUUCAUCGACGACACCAAGAAAUCCCACUGGGGCAUCAACUCGAACGGCACGUGCUUCCCCAUUAUGAACUCGUACACUGGAGCUUACCUGUGCGACCCGGACAACACCGACUCGCACUGCUUGAGCCCUCGCAACUCCACGACGCCCAAGACGAACUCGAUGAGCGCGUUCAACUAUCAGAUGGACGCCAUUUCAUCGAACUGGCCCAUUCACUUGGGCGGGUAUCUGGAUUACCUCGUGUACCAAGUCGAGUGGGUCACGGGCGAGAACGGCUACGUGCGUUGGAUGCUGGACGGCAGCCCCAUCUUCGAGGUCACCACCGACGCGUUCUCGAACGUCCCGCAGAGCUCCAAGAAGGACAACCCGCAGAAGGUCAUGCUGGAGGAGCCCAUGUACCUCAUCUUCAACGUGGCGCUGUCGAGGUCGUGGGGUACGACGCCGCCCAACCCUGGCGCUGAGUGCCGCGGCGACGGGAACGACCCCGUGGCCAACGCCAUCUGCGAUGCCUUCCCCAUGUACAUGAAGAUCGACUACAUCCGGCUGUACCAGGACCGAGGCGACGACCUCGAGGCCGACAACUACAUGACCAUCGGCUGCGAUCCGGCCACGCACCCGACCAAGAAGUGGAUCGACGCGCACAUUGACGAGUACGUGGACGACGACAACCCGUGGAAGGAAGUGUCGGGCAAGGCCUUCUGCACGGCCGACAGCGACUGCACGAUCGGCGGCAACGUCGGCACGACGGCACUCAAGACUGGCAAGUGCGUCAAGAACCGCUGCCAAUGCACCUACUCGACGUCGUGGGGCGGGCCGCGAUGCACCACCGCCCUGGCCGGGUCCACGAGCACAAGCACCAGCAGCCUGGCCAGUCGCGCGUACGGGCCGCCCAUGGGUCUGUCCAUGGCUCUCGCCGGCAUCAUCGUCUUCCUGUCGUUCGUGUCGGUGUACAUGUCGAUGCUGUCGGCCAAGAAGCAGGCCGCGGCCCUGGUCAAGUCGGCCGCUCAGGCCAAGAUGGCUUCGAGCAUGAUGGACGACGGCCACAACAACUCGACCAACCAGAGACCAAAGGACAACUACAGCCAGAACUUCGUCUAA
This is a messenger RNA of Phytophthora sojae, 2313 nucleotides long. RefSeq lists its product as hypothetical. Lineage: Eukaryota; Oomycota; Peronosporomycetes; Peronosporales; Peronosporaceae. The record is from RefSeq and is a predicted model, not a curated record. Gene Ontology annotation, molecular function: glucosidase activity. Gene Ontology annotation, biological process: (1->6)-beta-D-glucan biosynthetic process. The transcript has a single exon. The coding region runs from base 1 to 2313 and encodes 770 amino acids. Gene Ontology annotation, cellular component: plasma membrane; endoplasmic reticulum membrane.